Messenger RNA from Anguilla rostrata (American eel), 1270 nucleotides. RefSeq names its product transmembrane protein 218 (gene tmem218). Bases 205 to 552 code for a protein of 115 amino acids. The transcript is spliced from 4 exons. Lineage: Eukaryota; Metazoa; Chordata; Actinopteri; Anguilliformes; Anguillidae. The record is from RefSeq and is a predicted model, not a curated record.
UAAUUUAGCAACGAUUGCUGUUAAUGGCUAUUUGCUCCUAAAGUUUAACCUAUGGCAGUGGAGUAUGUUUGUAACGGAACGACAGUCCCGUGAUUUGUUAAGCGCUGGUAACCAAGGAAGCCAUAGACCACGGGAGAAGAGGGUGCUGUCACUUCAUAACCAUGGAGUAACAACUUAUUCAGUAUUCUGUCCUUCUGAGAAAGAAUGGCGGUGAUGGUACUGGGCGUCGGUACCGGGGUCUUUCUCAUCAUCCUCAUCUGGAUCGUGGCUCUGGUGUUUGGCAUUAUUCUUUCAAGAGCUUCAGGAGCAACAAAGCUUUCCAUAAUCCCGGUGUUUUUCCUGGCGCUCACCGUCACACUGGUCCUGGUGUUCUUCCCCCGCAGCUCGGAGACUCCCUCUCCGAUCGGGGAGACGGAGAUCGUGGACGGCUUCUUCGUUGGUCGCUACGUGCUCCUGUCGGUGGCUAGCCUGGUCUUCCUGGUGGCCUUCUUCAUGCUCUUACCCAUGCACUUCCUGGAGCCUGUCUACGCCAAGCCUCUGAGGCAGCACUAGAGCCAGGGACCUGCCUCUGUAGGUCCAGGAACCAGCACCAGGGGCAUGCCUCUGUUGGACCCGAGACUCAGUUACCUGCUUCUGCAGGACCAGGGACCAGGACCAGGGACAUGCUUCUACAGGACCAGGGACUAGCAGCAGGGACCUGCUUCUACAGGACCAGGGACCAGGACCAGGGACCUGCUUCUACAGGACCAGGGACUAGCACUAGGGACCUGCUUCUACUGGACCAGGGACGUGCUUCCACGGGUCCCAGGGACCAGCGCCUGGGCCCGUGGGCUCUGCCGCACAGGCCGAGCCACACUGAGAGCCCGGUCACGGGUCCUUCCCUUACCUGUCUCUGUGACGGUGACAUUGAAACACGGCGUCCUCGCGGCACAGCGAAAUGAAACGAGACCAUUUAGAAUGUCCUCAUUUCACAAGCAUGAGUGACUGCAGAGCCAGCAAAAUUCAAUGGAUUUCAGAUGGCGAGCACAGCAGAAUCCGCAUUUUCUACACCACGUCCUUGUUUGCAUUCCACAUAAUAUGUGGAUCUUCGGCAUUCUGACUGACUUUUAACAGUUUUUUUUUUUUACUUUGAAGUGUUAAUUUAUUGUAUUUUGAUGUUUAGUACUGACUUUUUAGUUGUCAAAUAGAGUACAAUCUGUAUAUUUUUAUAGUUGUGGUUCUUUUUAUACUGUUGAGUGUCAGAUCACAGCAAUAAACAGUGUGUUCUCCA